Dentiscutata heterogama is the source of this 165-nucleotide messenger RNA. The record is from the annotation of a GenBank genome assembly. Lineage: Eukaryota; Fungi; Glomeromycota; Glomeromycetes; Diversisporales; Gigasporaceae.
AAUGAAUUCCUACUGGAAAAAAAUGAAAUGGUAAAAGCUAUAGUAGAAGGCGAGUUUGCACAAGAAACCGAAGAUAAUGUUCCAUCGGUGCACAUAUGUGAGAAUUUCACUUGCGGUAUGCCAAUUAGCAACGUUGAAGAGUUGGUGGAUAAAUUGAAAUAUUGA